Molecule: messenger RNA, 5760 nt
Organism: Xyrichtys novacula (pearly razorfish)
Lineage: Eukaryota; Metazoa; Chordata; Actinopteri; Labriformes; Labridae
Source: the annotation of a GenBank genome assembly
CGUGAUGACGCAAUUUUUGCCUUGUUGGAAGGUGGUUUUACUAGGAAGUAGUGUGACGGUAGACGAUCGCUGUAAGGAGAGAGCUACUCAGAAAAACCCAAAGACUCCCGGACGGACUCACGCGAAUGGUAUUUGGCGUCCUACUACUGAACAGUAAGACAAUGAAAGUUAAAUAUGAAGCUUUUUAAGGUUUUUUUUGUACGUUUUAUGUCAUGUGGGACCACGCCCUCUCGGUGUUAUAGAUAAUAAAGGGAUUAUUGAGCUACCAUCGAAACCGGCCUAAUGAGCCAAUCCCGUCUACAAUGGAAAUUGUUUUGCAAUGGGGCUAAUAUGCUCUCUUUCAACUUAAACUAAUGUUUUCCACUGAAAGUCGCCUUUGUUUUCAACGCAACGAUAAGUAGGUCAUUUCAUUUGAGCCUUCAAUGAGUGACAAUGCUGCAGGAUAACGGCCGUAUUUAACAAAACAUUAAACCGUGCCGUACGAUUUGUUUCUUUUACCAUUCUUACAUUUAUUAAUUGAAAAAAACACAUUUUUAAAUAGCCUUCUGUGCAUAUUAUUUGUUUUGACAUUUGAUAUUGUAUAUGGAUCUCGUGACAAAGGCAUGUGGGGGCGGGGCUCAAUAAAAGAUGAGGUCAUAGUGGGAACGUGGAUGUGAUGCAACGCCAAGUUGUUUACACGGCAUUUUUGUAGACGUGUCAUUAACUCAUUGUGAAAGAAGGUGUUAUCUGACAUGAGAAACGACGCAAUUUCUUAAUUAUUCUUAGAUAAAAUCUUAUUGUCAUGUGUAUGCAUGUGAUUCUGCAGCUCUCACUUGCAUCUUGUUUGCACGACAGACCCAUAACAACGCAUGCUCAGACGACCAUUCCUCAAAGGUCCAUCACAUUAGCAUCAAUCGUGAAUGCAUCAUGGUGAUACCAUACAGUCUAUGGGUGAUACUAAGUACUGUACUUAGAGUGUCAUACAACCUAAUCGAGAGUGAUUUAUUUGUUUGCUCAAAUAGUUUAAAGAUUACUUUCGUUUCAACAAGCACGUGAUGGUCAUAUUUUAGUUUUUGCUUUCGGUUUCCUGGACCUUUUUUUCCUAUCAGCAAAUUGCAUCAGUUUCUGCAAACACUACACAUCUUCACUGUCAUUCUUUUUUUAACCUCAAUUUUCUUAACAACCCCCUUUAGAUAGCUUCUUUUUAUGAUCUGCCCUAACUCCAGAGACCUUCCACUGAAGUAAAAUGAAUAACUAAACAGAACAAAGACAGAAAGUCAAUGAACUUUGUUUAUCAUUGUUAAUCUGCAUUUUAAUCAAUAUACUGCAACCAAUUAAUGAUGUUUUUAUCCACCCAUAAAAGUACCUCUAUGAUAUCCUAAGCAAGACCUGAUCCUAGGUCAUGCAUGCAUCAUACCACUGUCAUAAAACUAUUAAGAUAGAUGCUAAGCUGCUGUGGUUUUGUCUUUUCCUGCAGAUGUCAGUCACUGAAGACCUACCAGACAUGGAUGGAGCAGACCUGAUGGGGCUGCUCUUCCACAGCAGGGAGGAUGGAUCCACUGAGCCUCUGUUUCCUGAUGAGAACGGACUCAUUGAAUCCUGGCUGUCUGAGCAAGAUGUAAGAAAGAGAAGUACAGAUAAACUUUGUGAAAGACCAUGUUUAAACACAAACUCCCCUUUGUUUUUGGAUUCCUGUACUCCAAGGAUGUAUUUUGGUGUGUAAAACAGUGUAUUUUCCUUCCCAGAUGUUAACAGGCAUGGAUACUGAAGAUUUUCUGUCCAGCUUGUUAGAGGGAGAAGACAACAUGGAGGCUUUCUGUCCCUCUCACUCUCCUCUGGGCAGUGACAGCGGGAUUUCUGAUGACAGCAGCACUGGAGUUGGAAACAACAAUCAUCUGAGUUGCCCCAGUCCUCAGGGUAGCGAUAGUGACGUUGUGCCCAGUCCAAGCUACUCCCAGCCCAGCCCGGUGCCCUUUGACUCUGCCCUGCCUCCUGCAGAACAGCAGACAGAGAGCCCGGAGGCCUUAACCGUCCAGGCAGAUCAUAGCUACUCUAUGCUGCAGAGCGAGGACAGGGACAUGGAUCUGCUGCAGAGCGUGAGGGCUGAGAAGCCUGAUACUGAUGUCUUCAUUGAUUUAGGUAAGUGGAUUACAAGAAUACCUGAUACUGACACCAAUCAUGAGGCUUACUACUUAUCCUCCUAAAUAUCAGAAAACGUGUGGAUUCAAAGUUCUUUUAAAUGGAAAAAUGGAGCAUUUAUCACCUCAUACAUCAGAAAAUAAUCCCUUUGAUGUUUAAUUUUCUUUCGACAGAUGACUAUGUGAGUGAGGUGAUGGAGGAGGACAUCACCAGUGAGCUGCCCUGCUCUCUUGACAUAGAGGACUCAACAGAAAACUCAUCAGAGCCAAAAACAACAGACCAGGUCAGUUUUUCCCUCUUUCAUCUUAUCUUUACGUAUUUUGACCAAACCAAAGACAGACAUUUCUAGUUUGAUUUCACUCAUACAUGAGACACAAUUGACAAGAUUGUGAUCAAAUUUUACCCGCUGCAUGAUGCAACUGUGGUACAAUUGUAUAUAUUACUGUGCAGCCAAAAAUGUAACAGAUGUGAAAAUCUUUGUCUUCUCUUCCUUCAGUUCCAGUUUAAAGAGAUUGUGCUCACUGAGGAGGAGAAGCGGCUUCUGUCGAAAGAGGGAGUCACUAUUCCAACACACAUGCCCCUCACAAAGGUAAAUCAAAGUCAAGGGGAAAGGGUAGGGGGUGUUUUCUGUACAGUUGACUCAUAGCAUAACAUGAAGUGAGUAUUGCCAACCUUCAGUAGCAGUUCAAAGCAGUUGUGUUAUUAAUUGCCAUGUUUACAUUGUGUUUAUAACCUUUCUUCUCUGUGUAACAGGCAGAGGAGAGGACCCUAAAGAGGGUCAGGAGGAAGAUUCGCAACAAGCAGUCUGCUCAGGAGAGCCGCAAGAAGAAGAAGGUGUACGUUGAUGGUCUAGAAAACAGGUGAGAUAAAGAGAAAAAUGUGCUUUCAUUGAGUUAAUUUCGCACCCGAGACACAUCAGUCAGCUACUCAGAUUUUUUCCACACAAAGCUUGUGGUGCUCUGGUGGUAAUUGUCACGAUUCAGCUUAUCUUCCAAAUACCAAAGUGUACUUCCAGUGCAUGUGUGAUAAAGAUGAUCAAAUUCAUAGGAGUUUGCCUUAUACUUGUGCUAAAAAUGAGCAAGAUUCAACUAGUUUGAUUAAUACUUUCUGAAAAUAAACACUGUCAUAAAAGUUUCCUUUAAUAGCUGUAAUUUAUUAUAUGUUUUUAUUUCAAUGGUUGUUCAAAUCUUCUGUGUAUGUUUGGAAAAACAUAAUUCAUAAAUCAAUAUGCACCACAGGGUUGCCAUCUGCACUGCACACAACCUGGAACUACAGAAGAAAGUCCAGAUGCUUCAGAAACAGAACAUGUAAGAAGUCUGAGAUAACGCUCCUGCACUGAUCUGUAAUUACACAAUCACAGGAACUGUUUAUGACUCUUGAAAUUAUCCUGCCUCUCCCAGAUCCUUGAUAGAGCAGCUGAGGAAACUGCAGGGAAUAGUGAAAAUGUCAACCAUGAAGGCAAGCACAACCAGCACCUGUGUCAUGGUAAGUUUCUUGACAUUGACCCAUCUUUUCUCUUAAUUACUGUCAUAUUACAAGUUUUUGUCAAAGUGCUGGAUUUCCUCCUCACUCUUUUCUUGGCUUUGUCUUCCAGGUGUUCCUGCUUUCUUUUUGUCUCAUCAUCUUCCCGUCAGUAAACCCAUUUGGUGGGAAGACAGAUCAGAAGGAAGUCUACACACCCUCUUCCAGUAAGCAACCUCCAAAUGACAGAAACUUUCUUUGUCCUUUGUCACACUCUUACCUUUGUUGACGCCUCUGUCAAGAAGUAGAAUAAUGGGACUUUUCAUCAGGAGAACACACCUUUUCAGUGUGCUCUAGCAAACUGCAUCACGUUCCUUCAGAGAUUUUUAAUUAAAAAGCUUUCCUGCUUGGCAUUGCAGUGUUUCCUUGCUGAUCGUUCACUUUUCUUAUUCACACACGUGGCUUUGUUUGCUCAGCUUUGGUAUUUGAUUUUAUUUUCUGUUCUUUGUUACAGUCAUUUCCCGAACCUUGCGCUCAGUGCCCCCAGACAGCACAGAUGCCAUGCUCUACCUCGAGUCUAAAGAGGAAGAAAAAGAUUUUCUCCUUAUUCCCAAAGCAGAGGUGGAGAUCAAUGCACCCAUUUUUGCCAGCGGUCAAAAGAAUCACACUCCCGACUAUCAGAGGCCCGACACUGAAACUGGAGUCAACAGCAACUCUUCUGCAGACUUCCCCAGUCCUGCUCAGGCUGCAGAGAUGACACCUCCAGGGGUCGGGGCCUUACAGGAAGGAUCUGUUGAUGGUUCUGUGACGUCGCCUGUGGCAUAUGAAGUCAAAGGAUCCAAGGAUAACUGGAUAGACCAGAACCCCCCAUCUGUCAUAUUACAGCAGCAUCGUUCAGAUGAGAUGUAGUACUGAGAUGUGGAUACAUUUUACCAGCAGAGGGAGCCAUACUUUUAAUAUUUUAGCAGAGGGUACCUGAACUUUCAUAAGUAGAUGGAAAUUAAGAGUUAUAAUCAAGAUGUAUGAUCAUUUUAUUUGUCCCUACUUUUCCCCUCCAUAAGCCCUCUGAUGUACUACUGUUGUUUAAUUUGCACUUUUUUUUUAACCCUUGUUCUAGUGGACAAAAAAAACUUGAGAGAGAUGUCCAUACUACUGCAGCAUAAAUGGUGCAAGGUAUAAAAGAUAUACCAGUGUUGCUUGAGGCUAUAUGCUACCAGAUAGCAUUUUAGGCUCACAAAUUCAUGUCAAAAUGGUGCUGAUGACCAAAAAUUUAGAAUUUGUGGGAAACACCCUAGGUAUGUUCAAUGAAACUGCAGUAAAAUACUGUUGAAUAUUCAUGGCUAAAUUGAAGGGAAAGCCUUGUUUGACACUUUCUGUUGAAACUCCAGUAGAUCCAGGUGUAACGCUGCUCAUGAAUGACUCUCUCAUGUUUAAGUAUUGUGAAAGUAAUUUGUCCAAAAGUUUGCAUUGCAAACUCACCAGAAACCUCCAUUGCAUCAGUAGGAGAUUAGCUGCUUAACUCUCAUGAAGCUUGAUCAAAGUGGUUGUUAGACCACCGUAACGCUUAAGCCAUUGCAGGACAUUUGGCCUUUUAGAAGACUUGUAAAGUUUUAGUAUUUCCCUUGUAACAAGGGUAUCCAUGCUCUUUUUUAAUUUUGGAAUGCUUUAGUUUUAUGUUGUACAGUAAAGCAAAAAAAGGAAAAUCUGCAAAACAACAAGACAAUGGUCCCUUGAUGUUCUCAUUGUUCGUAAACUCCAACCUGCCCCUACAGUCUCCUCUUUUCAAACUAGGUGGGACAGUUCCUCCUUUCAUAUACAUGCCUGAAAUAUCAUAAUAUGGGGUCUAAGGUAUUUGCUGAGAUGACCAUGUUGCAGUAAAAUAUUUAAAAAUGUAAUGACCUGUUCCGUCAGUGAUGCAUUUUUGUUAUUUCUUUGUAUAUUUCUUAUGUUACUGUCAGUAAUUAAUGGAAUCUUAUGGUAUUGGAACAGCUUUUUGUCCUGAUAGACAGUCAAUGAGAUUUGAAGUGAUCAUGCUAAACAAAAGCACUGAUAUUUGAUAAAGUGUAAGAAGGGAAUGUAAAUAGGCUUAUAUAUGAUUGUAGCUCUUCUGUACAUUUGAACUCUUUAUGUACAAGACAUGUCUGGACCUCUAUAAUAAACAACUUUUUAUAAAUCAGAGAG